This is a messenger RNA of Emys orbicularis (European pond turtle), 1786 nucleotides long. It is a transcript of the gene TRDMT1, whose product is annotated as tRNA aspartic acid methyltransferase 1. The transcript has 11 exons. Gene Ontology annotation, molecular function: methyltransferase activity. The coding region runs from base 29 to 1231 and encodes 400 amino acids. NCBI's taxonomy places the organism in Eukaryota, Metazoa, Chordata, Testudines, Emydidae. Gene Ontology annotation, cellular component: nucleus. The record is from RefSeq and is a predicted model, not a curated record.
AGCUAGGUGCUGCGCGUGGGGCGGGAGGAUGGGGCCGGUGCGCGUGCUAGAGCUGUACAGUGGUAUCGGUGGGAUGCACCAGGCGCUGACAGAAAGCUGUAUAUCAGCAGAAGUUGUUGCUGCUGUUGAUGUGAACACUGUUGCUAACGAAGUGUACAAACACAACUUUCCCAGCACGCCAUUGUGGGCAAAGACAAUUGAGGGCAUAACACUGGCGGAGUUAAACAGAUUAUCUUUUGAUAUGAUUUUGAUGAGUCCUCCAUGUCAGCCAUUUACAAGAAUUGGCCUGCAAGGUGAUGUAUCUGAUCCAAGGACAAACAGUUUUCUUUACAUCCUUGAUAUUCUCCCAAGGUUCCAGAGGCUACCAAAAUAUAUACUUUUAGAAAAUGUGAAAGGAUUUGAAAUGUCUUCUGCCAGAGACAAACUUGUAGAAACACUAAAGAAGUGUGGAUUUAAAUACCAAGAAUUUCUCUUGUCUCCAACAUGUCUUGGCAUUCCCAAUUCCAGGCUGCGAUAUUUUCUGAUUGCAAAGCUUCAGUCAGAGUUAUUUUCCUUUCAAGCUCCUGGUCAGACAUUGGAAAAUUUCCCAGACCAGGAGCCAAAAGCUUCAGUGAAGCACAGAGUUGCUGCAGGCUUGAAAAAAGAGAGCUCCUUCAUGCCACCCAAAGAGGAAUACAUUGAUCCAAAUUCUGGUUCUGAUGGUGGCAGUGGACAGUGUUCGCAGAAGGAAGCGUUCAUUUUUAAACUCGAAACAGCGAAAGAAAUGGAAAAAAAGCGGAACCAGGACAGUGAUCUCUCUAUUCAAAUGCUAAAAGACUUCCUUGAAGAGGAUGGAGAAGAAAUGAGUCAGUACUUCUUGCCACCAAAGGCCUUACUGCGCUAUGCUUUUCUGUUAGACAUUGUGACACCCAGCUGCCGGAGAUCCAUAUGCUUCACAAAAGGGUAUGGUCACUAUGUAGAAGGAACAGGCUCAGUGCUGCAGACAGCAGAGGAUGUGCAGCUAGAAUCAGUGUUUAAAUCCAUUGAGAUGCUAUCAGAAGAAGAGAAGCUUAUGAAAUUGUCUACACUAAAACUGCGAUAUUUUACUCCUAGAGAAAUAGCAAAUCUCCAUGGAUUCCCUCCAGAAUUUGGCUUUCCUGACAAGAUAACAAUGAAGCAACGCUACCGCCUCCUGGGAAACAGUCUCAAUGUACAUGUAGUGGCUAAACUGAUCUCACUUCUGACCGGAUGAUUUUGAACCCAAACUUGAUGAGAUCUGUCUGGCAUAGGUCCUGCUAACUCAGAAUAAACUUUCCUUCUUUGAGAGACUUAGUAAAAGUUGUAGCAGCUUUACAAAAAUCAUCACUAACAUUUUAAAUGUCCAUGCAAAGUAUCUAUCUGGAAUAGAUUUAUUCUUCUGAACAACUGGUAUGGAGGAUCUGAACUGUUGGAGCAAACAGUUACACUAUUAAAAUGGAAGUUGCCAAUACUUGUCCUAUUUACAUUUUAUUUUUAUCUUGUAAAAUACGAACUGCAGUACUUGCCAAUGAAAACAGGUAAAAGUGUCACUUCAUCUUAAAACAAGUCUGUCUAGAAGCUGUCGUUUAGAAUAAAAAAUAUGUGACCGGCAGUUAUUUUAAUAAAGUUCAGAUAAUGUGUUCUACGUGUAGAAUAUCUUUAGCUGUAAAUAUUAGCUUGUUCUAUUCUUAAAAAAAAAAAGCUACUGUGAAUAUCUUCUGACAAUUUAUUGUAAUUUUGAUACGUUUUUACAACAAAUGUAACUUUUGUAAAAUUGAUAAGUUCAGUA